AUGUGGGAUCCAUUAAAAGAGUUUGAAUUAGGACUGAUAUUCUCAUCUAGAGAGGAUGUCCAAAAAGCUGCCAAAGAAUAUCAUUUACAUAAGCACCAUGAGUUUUGUAAUGAGGAGACAAAGAGUAAAACAUAUGCCAUUAGGUGCAAAGACAUAAAGAGCAAUUGUAAGUGGAGAUUGCGUGCCUCACUAGGGAAAGGAAGUGAUAUAUGGAAAAUUACGAGAUAUAAUGGACCACAUACAUGUGUUAAUCCAUCACUGUCACAAGAUCAUAAGCAAUUGGAUAGCAAAUUUAUAUCUGAUUUCAUUCUCGCCAUUGUACGUGAACAACCCAAUGUGAAGAUAGGAGCGUUACAGUCUAAAAUGAAAGAUAAGAUUGGAUAUAUGCCAAGUUAUCGAAAGACCUGGAAGGCUAGGCACGAUGCAAUUAUUAAGAUCUUUGGUGAUUGGGAGGAAUCUUACGAAAGGUUGCGACAAUUUAUGCUUGCUUUGUGCAAACAGAACCCUGAAAGUAUGUUCUUCAUUGAAGAUGAUCCUUUUUCUGUUAAUAAUAGAUUAGAUCCUGCUUAUCGGGUUUUCGAUAGAAUGUUUUGGGCAUAUAAACAAACAAUAGAAGGAUUCAAGAACUGUCGACCGGUUAUAUUCAUAGACUCAACUUUUUUAUAUGGGAAGUACAAAUGA
Hevea brasiliensis (rubber tree) is the source of this 681-nucleotide messenger RNA. RefSeq lists its product as uncharacterized. The record is from RefSeq and is a predicted model, not a curated record. The coding region runs from base 1 to 681 and encodes 226 amino acids. The transcript has a single exon. Lineage: Eukaryota; Viridiplantae; Streptophyta; Magnoliopsida; Malpighiales; Euphorbiaceae.